This is a messenger RNA of Plasmodium berghei ANKA, 1221 nucleotides long. RefSeq names its product conserved Plasmodium protein, unknown function. Lineage: Eukaryota; Apicomplexa; Aconoidasida; Haemosporida; Plasmodiidae. The record is from RefSeq and is a predicted model, not a curated record. Bases 1 to 1221 code for a protein of 406 amino acids. The transcript has a single exon.
AUGUGUGAAGUGUUGUACAAAAAAAUAAAAGAAACAGAAUGUGAAUCUAAUUUACAUGUAUCAAACAAUAAGGUACUAUUUGAUUGGAUAUAUAAAGUAAUAAAAUAUGGAAUACCAGUACCGAGUUCAUAUUAUUCAAACGAAAAAAUUGUAGAUAAAGAAACAAAUAGAUAUGUAUUGACAGAAUAUAUAUAUGAUGCUGAUAAUAUAAUAUAUAAAGUUGAAGCGCAUACAAAAAUAAAAUUAGAAAAAAUUGUAAAUAUGAGGGUAAAAUGUUUGGAUGAAGAAUACUUAAUUAAUAAUGAAGUAGAAAAACUAUAUUUAGAUGAUAAAUAUAAUGAAUUAGAUUCCAUACAAAUAUACAUAUCAUACAAUAAUUUUUCAAAUGUAUGGAAUGACGAUACUAUGCAAUAUUUUGUUAAAUGCUAUAAUGACAAUAAUUUUAAAACACAUAUACAUAUUUUAGAAAAAGAAGAAUUUGGUUAUGAUAUUCAAAUAGAAUUAUAUGAAAUACCAAAAGAUCCAAUUAAGUCUUUUUUAAUUUCUAACCAUUUAUCAAGAAUUCGAGAAGCUUUAUUGUCUGGCCCUUUUAUGCAUUUUUUUUUAACAAAAAUUAAUUUGUCCGAAAAUAUUUUACAAAAAUUUAUUAUUAGAAAAAAUGAAGUUAUAUAUAUAGCUAAAAUUGAUAGUUGUGUAUUUAUUAUUAUUUCGAUACAUUAUAAAGAUAUAUAUGACAAAUAUGUAGUUUUAGGUUUGUGCAAAAAUAUCCAUUUUGUUACUAAAACAAUGGAUUUAUCUGGAAACUUAGAUUGCACAUUUUAUUCGAAUUUCCCAUCUCAUUUAAUAAGUUCUGAUUUGUUUAUUUACAAUAAGAAUGAGGAUAAAAAUAAUUACGAUACUGUUAUAAUUGAAUGUGAUAAAAAAAAAGAAAACACCGAUGAAAAUGUUGAGGAAAAUACCGAAAAAAAUCUUGGAGAAUAUAUUUCAACCUAUAAACAAUUACAAACACAUAGUGCUACAUGUGAAGAAAAUGAUACAUCAAAAUUCCCGAAUGUUGGAUUUAUAUCAAUAAAAGUGGAUGCCAAAUUAUUUAAUAAUUGUAAAGAGUUUUCAGAAUUAAUUAAAAUAGCUAGUAGGAUAUCUCAUAUUAUUGUUUCUUUCAGGGAAUUUCUAAACAACUCUCUGGUCCUAUAUCGAAUUAAGCAAAGACGAAGUGGUUAA